Betta splendens (Siamese fighting fish) is the source of this 3254-nucleotide messenger RNA. RefSeq names its product NADH-ubiquinone oxidoreductase 75 kDa subunit, mitochondrial-like. Gene Ontology annotation, molecular function: NADH dehydrogenase (ubiquinone) activity; iron-sulfur cluster binding. The transcript is spliced from 17 exons. Gene Ontology annotation, cellular component: membrane. Bases 707 to 2806 code for a protein of 699 amino acids. Gene Ontology annotation, biological process: ATP synthesis coupled electron transport. Lineage: Eukaryota; Metazoa; Chordata; Actinopteri; Anabantiformes; Osphronemidae. The record is from RefSeq and is a predicted model, not a curated record.
UAAAUCAAGACGAGCCCGCUGUUCUGCCCACAUGAAAUGUGUCUCCCAGCGCUGAAGCCCAUAAAUCCAGUUGGUGCCUUCCUGUUUGGAUUACGGACCGUAGGAUUACUUAAUCUGUGACGCAGCACAAUAGCUCUGACAGUGCACAAUCUGCGUGGCAGGCAUUUUGCGUGAGGGCAAACACUGGCAAGGUAAGUUAACUGGCCACCGCAAACGCAAUAUUCAGUAACGUGAAAUCAUGUAUAUCGCAUGUAAGGUCUUAUCCUAUGAGUCGUAGAUCUAUGUGGAUUUACAGAGCAGUUUUCAUCUGACAUUUUCUACGCUUGUUUUUAGCAAGAUGACAUUAUGCUAGAUUACAUAGUGGAACGUAAACUGAGAUUCACUACUUAUUUACGCGCUAUUCUAAUGUGACCUCACCUACUUUAACGGUAUCCUGUUGUACAGUUCAGAUCCUCUAAUGGUGCCAGUUAGCUAAGGACGUUUGAGCAAACGUGCGGGCUGUCAGACUCUAAACGUGAGGGGUCCCGUGGCUUCAAUUAAAAUACGGUGGCUUUCUUUUUCUUGUAACUCUUGGCUCAGCUACAAUCCGCUGCUAGUUCCCCCUGGUUCCAGCGCCUGCUAGCGCUAGCUAGCGUUCGUUUAGCCUGGACGCAGCUAGCGCCGACCUGUCAAUCAAACUAGCUCGCGCGCGCACCUCUCCUCCAGCAUGUUGCGUUUGCACGCCGCGAGCCGGAGUCUCUAUCCCGCAGCGAUCACUAAAGCAGGAACUGCAGUAACAAACAAUGCUCGCGCGGCAGCUACAGCCACAGCUGCUGCCAGUAACCUGGUGGAGGUGUUCGUGGAUGGGAAGCCUGUCAUGGUGGAGCCAGGGACCACUGUGCUGCAGCCAGUGGCAGCUUGUGCCAUGCCUGUCAUGAAGGGUUGGAAUAUUUUAACCAACUCUGAAAAAACAAGAAAGGCAAGAGAGGGUGUGAUGGAGUUUCUUCUGGCUAACCACCCAUUAGACUGUCCAAUUUGUGAUCAAGGGGGAGAAUGUGAUCUACAGGACCAGUCCAUGCAGUUUGGCAGCGAUUGCAGCCGCUUCACAGAGGGUAAAAGAGCUGUGGAAGACAAAAACAUUGGCCCUCUCAUUAAAACUAUUAUGACUCGUUGUAUCCAGUGCACCCGCUGUGUGCGCUUUGCCAGUGAGAUCGCAGGUGUGGAGGACAUGGGCACCACUGGCAGAGGCAAUGACCUCCAGAUUGGGACUUAUGUGGAGAAGAUGUUCAUGUCGGAGUUAUCUGGCAAUAUUAUUGAUAUAUGCCCAGUGGGGGCCCUGACUUCUAAACCAUAUGCAUUCACUGCUCGUCCUUGGGAGACCAGGAAGACGGAAUCCAUUGAUGUUCUAGAUGCUGUGGGUAGUAACAUUAUUGUGAGCACCCGCGGUGGAGAAGUGAUGAGAAUCCUGCCUCGUCUUCAUGAAGAUAUUAAUGAGGAGUGGAUAUCUGACAAAACCAGGUUUGCUUAUGAUGGACUUAAGAGGCAAAGGCUUACUCAGCCCAUGGUGAAAAAUGAAUCUGGGCAGUUGGUUCCCACAACCUGGGAAGAUGCACUGACUCAAGUCGCUGGAGUGUUACAAGGAGUUAAAGGAAAUGAUAUAGCUGCUGUGGUCGGAGGGUUGGUGGAUGCUGAGGCUCUUGUUUCCCUCAAAGACUUGCUGAACCGUUUAAAUAGUGAAAACUUGUGCACUGAGGAGAUGUUCCCCUUGGCUGGAGCUGGGACUGACCUGCGUUCAAGCUAUUUAUUAAAUACCAGCAUUGCUGGCAUUGAAGAGGCUGACCUGCUGCUCCUUGUUGGAACCAACCCACGCUACGAGGCUCCUCUUUUCAAUGCACGAAUCAGAAAAAGUUGGCUUCACAAUGAGUUACAAGUGGCUGUAGUUGGAAAGGAAGUGGACUUAAGUUAUACCUAUGAACAUCUUGGGGACUCUCCAAGAAUUCUUCAGGAAAUUGCAGCAGGAACUCACUCAUUCUGUCAGGUCUUAGAUAAUGCGAAACGUCCUGUUGUUGUGGUUGGUAGCGGUUGCUUGCAGAGAGAGGAUGGAGCUGCCAUAAUGUCAGCUGUGUCAACUAUUGCCCAGAACAAGUUCCGCAGCGGAGUUGAGAAAUCAUGGAAGAUUCUUAAUGUGCUUCACAGGGUUGCCAGUCAAGUGGCUGCACUUGAUCUUGGGUACAAGCCAGGAGUGGAGGCUAUUAGGAAGAACCCACCCAAAGUUCUGUUUCUACUAGGAGCUGAUGCUGGCUGCAUUACUCGCCAAGACCUACCUAAGGAUACCAUCAUCAUCUACCAAGGUCACCAUGGUGAUGUUGGAGCACCAAUGGCUGAUAUUAUACUUCCUGGAGCUGCAUACACUGAGAAAUGUAGCACCCAUGUGAACACUGAGGGCCGUGCGCAGCAGACCAGAGUGGCGGUGACUCCUCCAGGAAUGGCUAGGGAAGACUGGAUAAUCAUCAGAGCCAUUUCUGAGCUUGCUGGGUUGACUCUGCCCUAUGAUACUCUUGAUGAAGUGCGUCACAGACUGACUGAGGUUUCCCCAAACCUGGUGCGGUACGACGAUGUCGAGGAAGCCAACUACUUUAAGCAGGCUAAUGAAUUGUAUAAGACAGUAAACCAAGCUGUCCUCAGUACACCUCUAGUUCCCCCACAGCUUACUGUAAAGGACUUCUAUAUGACUGAUCCAAUAAGCAGAGCGUCUCAGACGAUGGCCAAAUGCGUGAAAGCUGUCAACGAGGGAGCACAAGCUGUGGACGAGCCAGCCAUAUGUUAAAAGGCACAACGGAUAACCGUUCAGCUUCUGAAAAACGCACAACUCUGCUAUUUGCACAUUCCUAAGAGUCUAAUUCCUUGCACUGGUGUUUUACUAGGUCCAAGUGUUUAUUUGUGGAACCGAGUAACUUACUUUAAAAACUUGCAGAAACUUGUCUGCAGUACUUGCACAGUAAAACUGUAACUUUAGGUUUAAUCCAUUUCUUGUGAUGCAAUCCUAGAGAGUUUGUUUCACUUUUUUUAGUACAUUUGCAUUUUAGUCGAAAUUACCAAAGGUUUGAAACAGUCUUUUAAAGUUAAAUCUAGGAUGUUGUCAUUCUGUACCUUUACCAGCAUUUAGUGUUAAAUUUUCCUGAAAGUAAAUUAUAAUGUAAUCUUAAAAAGUGUAGCUAUUUAUUUAUAUUUUAUCUAAAUAAAUAAUUUUGUAGUUUUAAUGAAUCGUGAAGAUU